This is a messenger RNA of Protopolystoma xenopodis, 498 nucleotides long. The record is from the annotation of a GenBank genome assembly. Lineage: Eukaryota; Metazoa; Platyhelminthes; Monogenea; Polystomatidea; Polystomatidae.
AUGACUUCCGUAGGGCAUGGGCGGGUUUCGACAAAGGCCUCGUCGACUUCGCCGAGCAUUGAGGCGCGUCUGACGCGGUACCUCCAGGUCUGUCUUCGUGCCCGACCUCAUUACGCCCAGCUACAGGCGGACGGAAACGCCGAGUGGAUCGAGUGGAUCGGGUGGAUCGAGUGGAUCGAGUGGAUCGGGUGGAUCGAGUGGACCGACUUGUCGGUAGACGGCAAUACCAAAUGCCUUCAAUCGGUCGAUAAGCUCGAGACCGGUCGCCGGAUGUGGUCACAGACGAAAGUACCAAAGGGAGGACAGGAAUAUGCGAGGAGGAGAGGAGCAGUGAACGAAAGACCAACUGAAUUGAAGAACAAAUUACCGGCGGAACUGGAGUCCGGCCGAACGACUGACCAAAUUGAUAAUCGACCUACAGAAGAACUGAUCAUCCGAAUGGACGACCGACGGACCGAUCUACCGAAUCAACUGCAGACUAAUAAAUCAUCCCCGUGA